Pygocentrus nattereri (red-bellied piranha) is the source of this 3625-nucleotide messenger RNA. It is a transcript of the gene vgll4b, whose product is annotated as vestigial-like family member 4b. Lineage: Eukaryota; Metazoa; Chordata; Actinopteri; Characiformes; Serrasalmidae. Gene Ontology annotation, biological process: negative regulation of DNA-templated transcription. The transcript has 5 exons. The coding region runs from base 350 to 1213 and encodes 287 amino acids. Gene Ontology annotation, molecular function: transcription coactivator binding. The record is from RefSeq and is a predicted model, not a curated record.
GCUUCAUACUGCGAGCAGAGGCUGCUGCGCGUGAGCGAGCGGCGGCACAGUCGACUUACAGCGGGCUGUGAGGAGAACUGGCGCGACCCUUCUGUCCCAAAUUCGACCCCUUUCAGCGCUAAAACGCAUUUUUACUUCACUCGACACCUUUCGAGAGUCCUGCCUAAAGUCUUCGACCCUCGACGGGUUGAUAUUUUUACUUUUCUCCCCUUCCGAACCGAACCGAGAGAAGUUUUAAGUUAAAGGCUGGGCCUAAGGAUCGAGGAGAACGACUUUGGCUGAAAAACAAAACUAUCCCUCUUCACUGCUUCUGUAGAGAGCGAAAAAGCUGGUCUUUUUGCUGUGAUAAAUGCUUCUUACGAAGAUGGACCUGUUGAACUACCAGUACUUGGACAAAAUGAACAACAACAUUGGCAUUUUGUGCUACGACGGUGAGGCUGCUCUGAGAGGUGAACCCAGAAUGCAGCCCAUGUCCAUGCCGUCUGCAGUCAGCAACCACAGGACGGGUCCUCCUCCCAUCAGCCCCAGCAAGAGGAAACACAGCGGGGACCAAGCCGACGACGACCUCGACUGUAGCAACGAGCAUGUGGCCAAGAUGAGCCGGCUGUUUGCUGCACAGUUAGGCAAGCCUGCCAACGGGGACUACCGCAAGGACCCUCGGGAUCGCAGCCGUAGCCCCAUCGAGCGCGCUGUGGCCCCCACCAUGAGCCUCCACGGCGGCCACCUCUACGCCCACAUGCCCAGCCUGGCCAUGGACCAGCCCCUCGCACUGACCAAAAACAGCAUGGAUGCUGCUCGUACUGUCACCAUCUCGCCUACUGUCAGUCCUGUCGAGCGCCAGCAGAAUCGGCCUUCUGUGAUCACCUGUGCACCGGCCAACAACCGCAACUGUAACCUCUCGCACUGCACUGUGUCUCACAACGGCUGCUCGCCCAACUUACCUUCGAACUACAGGAGACCCUCCAACACUAACACAGCCUGCGACCCUGUGAUCGAGGAGCACUUCCGCCGCAGCUUGGGGAAGAACUACAAGGAGCCAGAGCCGGUUACAAACUCCGUGUCCAUCACAGGCUCGGUGGACGACCACUUCGCCAAGGCGCUAGGAGAGACCUGGCUGCAGAUCAAGGCCAAGGGCAGCUCCUCUGGAAGCCCCGAUUCGUCCCCCAACAGCCACAUGGUCAACCACAAUCACUCCCCCUCCCUCGUUUCUUGAAACAAAUAAAAGGACCAGCUUACUUCUCCCCUCCUUCCAAAAACCCCUUUCACUCUCAGAACAACCAUGCAUGUUUAAGCUCUGCUUCUAGUGUAUAGCCAUGUACAUAAGAUGGAGACGAGGAAGGCUUUUGUUUUUCUUUUGUUUGUGUACUUUUAGCUUGGCAUUUGACUUAGAUGCCCAAACAAAAAAAAAAAGAGGAAAAAAAGCAGGACACGUUUUGUUUCUAUUAGGCGAUGAGUCAGCUAGCAUCCUAACAACCUGCCUCAGAUACCAAAGAAACCUCUGAUGCAAACUUUUUUUAUUUGCCCGUUUUAAGAGAAAGCCAUUCUUUUUUGCAUCCAGCUUCUUUCUCCUCUGGUUGUCUUGCACCACAUCUUCUUUAACUUUUCACUCUCCCCCCCCCCGUUCCUCUGUUUUCGUAUGUGUAUACUUGAAACGGAAGGCCUUGUUUGAUUUUGCACUAUAGGAAGGUUGAGGUCAUAAAUUAGGUGUUGGACUUGUUUUGAUGGUUUUUUUGGGUUAAAAUGUUAAAGGGCAAACUGCUGACAACAAAGGUUGGGUGAUGUUAAAUAUUACAUCACAAGAAAUGUUUUGGGGGAGACCCUUUGUCUUUCUUUUUUUUCUUCCCCAAUCUGUCCCUCUUGCUUUUAUGACUGGUGCUGACAACUGGACUGCAUCAUGUUUUCCCCUAAAUAUGGGCAUUUUUGUCUUUCCCCAAGCACUGUGGUUGUGGUAGAGUAGAUAAGGUUUUAUGGGUAAACUAUUGCUUACCGGUGCAUGUUUUUAAAAAAAUAGCUGGUAUCUAUUAUUGUGUAGACAUUUCAUUCUUAAUACUAUUAGUCUUUUUUCCUCAGAUUUUAGUUUAUUUUUGUCAGUAACAAUCCUAGAUAAACUUACUGCUGGUACAGUUGUACUCAAUAUUAUUUUUUAUUCAAUAUUCAUUGUGAUAGCAGCCAGAUAAAGAGGACAGCCUCCGGACAGGCCAUCUUAUAUAUUAACAGUUGGAUUUAUAUGAUAUUAAUCCAUGGUACAGGAUGCUAUUCGCAGUUUUUUGCAUGACUGAAAAACAGCAGCAGCUAUAUGGACAGGUCAGCGCUGAAAGUUGACAAUCUAAAAAUGUCGAGAGCUAAGUUCUUUUUCUAGAUUUACAUCGUUACUGUUUGGCUGCGGCUUUUAAAAUCUGUUUUUCUUCCUUUCUGUUUUUAUAACAACCAACCUGUACCAAGGUGAAAUACAUUCCUCCGAUAGGGAACUUAGUACAGGUCUCGCUUUUAGCUCUCGUUUUCAGCAUAACGACUAACUAGAAACUUUGUUGUGACAAGAGGUUGCGUAUAGAGAUGAUGCUUAGGCCAAGGCAUUGCUCAUCUUAAGCUUGUCCUUACAUUCCGUCAGCAUAAAAUCAUUGGACGUGCCCAAAUUUUGAAGUCUGAAAAGAGCUCGCUGCCAGGCCGCCCUCAUUAGCAACGAUUAUAUGAAAUCUGAAAAUAUCCUUUACAAAAGUACCGCGCAAUGAUUUUUCUGUUUUUCACUUUGUACUUUUCUUGUAUGUAUCUGAUAUGGGGAAAAAAACUAUCGAAAAUUUUUUAUACUGCAUUAGGCCAUGAUUGUCCUCUUUUGUGCAUGAAUGCAGAAGGGGAGAAAGGACGCAAGUCCUGAGGUCAAUGUAAACACAUUUCACUACCAGUUUACGAGGUAGGAUACUCACUUUCUGUUUUUGACACACAUUUACCCUACACACUGUAGGUAAAUCACUUAAUGAGAACUUUUUAUAUAGGUAACUAUAAGACCAUCAUUACGCUGUGCGUAACGAAUGUACAGAGAAAACAAAUCGUAGGUAUUUUUUGAGGAACAAUUAAUUGUUAAUGAUAUGUAGCUAUUUAAUUUUUUCCCUGUCCUUUAUUGUAAUCAUGCUUUUUUUUUUUGAGAAAAAAGUUGAUCUUUUUCUUUUGUAGAUUUGUCUGUUUAAAGUGCAGGAACACAGUUAUUCUAUGAAAACACUGCGUUAUAGCCACUUGUGUAUUAUUUCUGAAGGCUACUGAGAAGUCUAGAUACAGCUUUGAACGCAGAGGCUUUUCAACUGUCUCUGGAGACAAUUGAACAAAAAAAAAAAAAGUGCUCAUCUUUUUAUGGCUACUCGUCUGGGAUGAGUAACUCCACUCCAACCUGACCAGUUAACAUUUAACUGCCAGUGCUCACUUUUGAAAUGGUAACAUCAAAGGAAGAUGCUUCCAAAUGUAUUAACACUAGAAUCAAGUCACUACAGCUCUAGUGAACCCCAAACAGUUUGUAAAUGUGUAUUAUACCCUUGUUUUGUGGCCUUAAAAACAAAAAACUAUGAAAGAAAAUUGGCAGGCCAUUGUUUUGUACUUAAAGUAGCCUCGAUGAACAAUAAAGUGCUCUUAAACCACA